Molecule: messenger RNA, 1512 nt
Organism: Macrosiphum euphorbiae (potato aphid)
Lineage: Eukaryota; Metazoa; Arthropoda; Insecta; Hemiptera; Aphididae
Source: the annotation of a GenBank genome assembly
AUGGAACCAUAUGGUACGCGUUACAGCGUACAUGUUGCGUUUCAUAUCCAACGCGGCAACGCAAAGGAAAGAAAGAACCAAACACCUAACUGUCAAACAGGUGUACUCACUGUAAAUGAAUUACAAAAUGCUAGGAAUGUGUGGCUUCGUUACGCCCAGCAUAAUGCAUUCAGAUCUGAAUUAAAUUCCUUGACAAAGUCCAGUUCUGUAGGUUCCAAUAGCCCACUGAAGAGGCUCAAUCCAUUCAUUGACACUGUUGGACUCAUACGUGUUGGUGGUAGAUUGGAUUAUCUUGUAGCAUCAGAAGAAAGAAGGCACCCUGUUGUACUUCCGUCGAAGGGUAAAAUUGUGAAAAUGAUAUUUGAACAAAUGCACUUGGAACUUCUACAUAUUGGGCCUCAGGGUCUACUUGCAAACAUCCAAUUGGUAUAUUGGCCUCUUCGUGGACGCAACUUGUCACGGUCCACAUACCACAACUGCAAUAUUUGUUUCCGUGCGAGACCUAGCAUGUUACACCCUAAGAUGGCACCUAUUCCGCGAAGCAGGAUAUCUGUUCAAAGAGCAUUCUCUCGUACAGGCGUUGACUUCUGCGGGCCAAUAUUUAUAAAAAGUGGAAUAAGGCGAGUCAAGUCCAUCAAAGGUUACAUUGCCGUGUUUGUAUGUUUCAGCACUCGUGCAGUACAUUUAGAGCUAGUUUCAGGGUUAUCAUCAGAUGCCUUUAUAGCAGCUCUUACCCGGUUCAUUGCGCGACGAGGUCCAUGUCUUCAUUUACACAGUGACAACGGAACCAAUUUCAUUGGCGCAAAUCGGGAGUUAUCCUCGUACUUCAAAGCAGAAUCUGGAAAGCAAACCGUAAUCGAAAACAUGACACAACGUGGAGUGACUUGGCAUUUCAACCCUCCGUCUGCGCCACAUUUUGGUGGCAUCUGGGAGGCAGCAGUCAAAUCAGCAAAGGCCCACUUAAUUAAGCUGACAAACAAUGUGCUACUGACAUUUGAAGAGACCACCACGUUGCUCUGCCGCAUUGAAGCCAUUUUAAACUCAAGACCAUUAACUCCGUUAGCAAAUGAUCCCUCAGACUACGAGGCCCUGACACCUGGGCACUUUCUUGUAGGAGGUCCCAUACUAUUGCCGCCUGAGCCAGACUCAACCUCAAUAUCUCAGAAUAAAUUGACUCGAUUUGCCCUUGUUCGUGCUCAAAUGCAACGGUUUUGGAAGCGAUGGAGCCAAGAAUACCUGCCACAAAUCCAGAAAAGAAAUAAAUGGCUAAAACCCCAAAGAAAUCUAGUUGUGGGUGAUCUGGUUAUUGUAAAAGAGGAAAACUUACCUCCACUACAUUGGAAGUUAGGUCGUGUCUUGACUGUUCAUCCCGGAAAGGAUGAUGUGGUGCGUGCUGUCACCAUCCGAAUGGGAAACGGACAUGAAUAUAAACGUCCUGUAGCCAAGCUUGCCCUACUACCAACAGUCAAGGAUGAAGAGGAAGAAGAACAUAAACUACAACUACAAUCAUAG